This is a messenger RNA of Babesia bovis T2Bo, 587 nucleotides long. Its product is annotated as Autophagy protein Atg8 ubiquitin like family protein. The record is from RefSeq and is a predicted model, not a curated record. The coding region runs from base 197 to 577 and encodes 126 amino acids. Lineage: Eukaryota; Apicomplexa; Aconoidasida; Piroplasmida; Babesiidae. The transcript has 3 exons. Gene Ontology annotation, biological process: cellular response to nitrogen starvation.
AUGGCUUAAUACUACUAGUUCCAGUGCAAAUGAGUUUAUAAACACAUGGUAGGCUGUGUAGCAAUCGGAGUACACUUUUUAUUGGAUAUCGCUGCUGGAUAUAUGUUUUUAUAAUUUGUUUUCACUUGAUGUGUUGGUGUGUAUCGUUUUUUAACGCCGUGUCUAUUUGUUUUGUUAUUACUUAUCUCCCGAACUGAUGGCUGCCAAGAGCACUCCGGACCAUUCUGGUUCGUACAGAAGUGGUCAUAAUGAGUCGUCUGAUGUGACAGAGCGUUUUCUAAAUCGCAUUCCCGUGGUAUGCCUACCACGCAAUAACAAGGUGCCUCGUAUAGCUCGUUCAAAGUUUCUGGUGCCUGGUAACAUGAUGUACGCCGAGUUCAAGUACAUUCUUCAGAAGCAUUUAGUAGCCGAGAAUGCCAGCAACUCGGUCUAUAUAGGAAAGAAUGCAACGUUGUAUUUAUAUGUUGCCGACAAAGUACCUGUGUCUCAAGCUGCCAUUGGCGAUCUUUACCGUGAGCACCGUUCUGCUGAGGGCAUUCUCUAUAUGACAUAUGCUAACGAGAAUUCAUUGGGUUGAUCUGUCUAUA